Molecule: messenger RNA, 1029 nt
Organism: Rhagoletis pomonella (apple maggot)
Lineage: Eukaryota; Metazoa; Arthropoda; Insecta; Diptera; Tephritidae
Product: autism susceptibility gene 2 protein-like
Exons: 3
Coding region: 1-1029 (342 amino acids)
Source: RefSeq, a predicted model, not a curated record
AUGCGAGAUUUUAAAAAGCUGGGCAUAGUGUGUUCUCCAGGCACAUUCCGUAGAGUCCAAAAUGCCACAACUACAGCAAGUACAGUAACAAUAACAACCGCGGUUUCAAAUGCGGUGGGUGCAACAGCAACACGCACAACAGAGGCACUGGAGACGCCAAGAGAGAGCAGCGUGCGGGAAGGCCCAAGAAGUUCUGGGCGGAAAGGCAGUUUCCUAGACCAGCUAACCGCCGAGGAGGCAGCGCUGUUCAUCGAACAUGUAAGGGACGAUGACCAACCAGGAACCAGUGCAGAUGCGCUACGUUGCAUGGGCCAGAGCAAAACAGGUAGUUUUAAUAACAGACAUUUGACAGGAAAUCACAAUUUACCUGCCGAACUAGAUCGGCCGCAACACCGGUCCGGCAGUUCUCUUUGCAGGUACAGAGAGACAGCAAGGUCAGACAGAAGCCACCGCACCGAUGGUAGUCACCGCUCCAAGAACCGGUAUCGCUCGGGUAGUCGGCGUCCCUCUACGAGUCGACACUGCUCAAAAAGCCGGCAGCGCUCCAAGAGCCGACGCCGCUCCGAAAGCGGUCACCGGGCGGAGAAGGAGAGACUCCAUAGGUCGCACAGCAGUAGCGCCUCAGCAACGUUCGACGACUCCGAGUGGCAGAAGCAGAGUAGUAGGAAACACCGCAGGGCAAGCCCUCAGUUGAAGCCAGAGCUAUGGCAGAGGAAUGAGGGACGUGAGAGACACAGAAAAGGCGACAAAGCCGCACCCGCCGAUAGGUGGAAGAGCGGGCCCAACAAACAGGCACACUUACCCGCACCUGCUGAAAAGCAGAAGAGCGGGCCACAGCGACAACAGCAGCACCGACCCGCACCCGCUGAAAAGCGGAGAAGCGAUGAACCACCAGGCUCCAACAAAAGAGGUAGCAACCAGGUCACUCCGCCAGAGACACCGGGCACCAAACGGCAGCGGGAGCAGCCACCCCCUCCGAACUCAUGGUCUAGGAGCCUGGCCGGGGCGAUCGAGCAAGGACAGGCAUAG